AAUUGAAGUUGCAUGAAUAUGUUAUUAUGUCAGGCUUAGGCUUUUAAGUUUAUCAAUAGAAAAUUAUUUGAAAAAGUGCUCUCUAAUUUGGAAUACCGAACGAUGCCCCUCCUGCAACAUUGCUGCCGUGUGUGGCCAAGAUCAGUUAUAUUGCAACGCUGUUGCCACACGUUGCCCACUCAAAAUUUAAAGAGUAUCGAUGAUGCGUUGGUGAAGGGAAAGUUAUUUCAGACGGAGGCGAUACUCAAGCAUGCUACAACUUUGUAUAAACCCGACGAGAUGAUGUUGUGCUUCAAUGGUGGCAAGGAUUGCACCGUGCUGUUGGACGUGCUGACCAGACAAUGCAAGGAUGCGACGCCAUUGCGUGCGAUAUGCGUCAAUUCCCACCACCCGCAGCGUUAUUCCGUCAAGCUGCAACGAUACAACGGUCCCCUCAAGCUCGCCGUCGAACAAGCGCUGGCCGAGCAGCCGCAGGUGCGUGCCAUGUUUCUGGGCUGCCGACGCACCGAUCCUGGCUGUGCUGAGCUCACACCGAUGAUGCCCUGCGACAAUGGCUGGCCAUCGCUAAUGCGCAUCUUUCCUCUGCUAGACUGGAGCUAUCACGACGUUUGGAACUAUCUCCGCAGUCGUCAGCUGCCUUAUUGUUCGCUCUAUGAUCAGGGCUACACAUCGUUAGGGGAACGCAGCAGCACUCGGAUGAAUCCCAGCUUGUUAGCCUAUGAUGAGCAGCUGGGUAAAUUGAUUUAUCGGCCGGCGUAUGAGCUCAAGGAUGACAAACUGGAGCGUGCCAAUCGCGAAGAUACUCAACUAGUUAAUCGCACUCGCCAGCAUCAUCAAAAUCCCUAAAGCAAAGCAUCCUUGCAUACAAAAAAGUCAAAUAGAAAUCAUGUCAAGUGCAAGUGUA
Molecule: messenger RNA, 904 nt
Organism: Drosophila sulfurigaster albostrigata
Lineage: Eukaryota; Metazoa; Arthropoda; Insecta; Diptera; Drosophilidae
Gene: Flad2
Product: FAD synthase
Biological process (GO): FAD biosynthetic process
Molecular function (GO): FMN adenylyltransferase activity
Source: RefSeq, a predicted model, not a curated record